Passer montanus (Eurasian tree sparrow) is the source of this 1067-nucleotide messenger RNA. Its product is annotated as feather keratin 4-like. NCBI's taxonomy places the organism in Eukaryota, Metazoa, Chordata, Aves, Passeriformes, Passeridae. Gene Ontology annotation, molecular function: structural constituent of cytoskeleton. Gene Ontology annotation, cellular component: intermediate filament. Bases 203 to 595 code for a protein of 130 amino acids. The record is from RefSeq and is a predicted model, not a curated record. The transcript has 2 exons.
AGCAAAACAAUUCCUGCGGCUCCAGCAGCGAUCCCUGCACCGGGCUCGGCUCCCGAGUCAUUAAAACGCUUUAGCAAAGGGUGGCUCAGCCGCCCCCGGCCAUCGGGACAGGGUAUAAAACCCCUCUCCACCCUGGCAACUCCUCACUGCCUCUCCCGACUCCUCCUCUCCGCCUCUCUGACCCCGCAGGCUCUCCCGGGCGAUGGCUUCCACCCAGCUGUCCUGUGCCACCCCCUGCGAGCCCAAGUGUCCCCAACCGCUGGCCAGCAGCACCAACGAGCCCUGCGUGGUGACCUGCGGCGACUCGCGGGUGAUCAUUUACCCCCCGCCCGUGGUGGUCACCUUCCCGGGGCCCAUCCUCACCACGUACCCUCAGCAAACCGUCGUGGGAGCCUCGGAGCCCUCGGAGGUGGCCCUGGGCGAGCCCCCGGCCGCGCCCGCCUUGCCCGCCGAGGUCACGGCUGGCGACAAAGUGGCAGCGCCGGUGCUGGCCCGUCCCGAGCCGCGCUGCGCCCCCAAAUAUUCCUACAGCUACUCCUCGCAAUGGACUCAUCCCUGCAAUUCCUACCGCUCCGGGAAGCGCUGGACGUGCUGAGCGCGGGGAACGGGCAGCGAGGGAAAUCCCGGGUGGAAUCCCGGCUGGAAUCCCGGCUGUCCUUGGCUGUGCAGCUGCGGCGGCGGCCCCGGGGCUGCUCCGGCUCCUCCCAGGAGCUCAGCCCCGGCACAGGCGGGCUCGUGUUGCAAUUCCUCGGUUUUUCCCCUUAGUUUAGAGCUGUUCUCUCGCAGCUUUGCAGCGCAGUCGCCUGCUUCCGCCGUGCUUUGGCUUAUCCCCAAAGUGCUUUUUUACUGGCGCUGAGCUUGGAGAGGUGACUUGAAAUGCUCGGAAUUGCACGCGGCAACGCUGCCAAAAAGGGAAAUUCCCCGUUUUUACAGGCGGCAUCACUUGGAUGGUGGUGAUUUGCCAGAGCCUCGCUGAACCCCCGGAACGAUGCUCUUUGUUUCCUGUACAGUUUUGUUCCACAAUUGUAGGAAAGCUUCUCUUUCCAAAUAAAUUUUCUCUACCGGAA